AUGAACUCCAUUUCGAGAGCAAGAGUUAUUGGAGCUCUUAGUGGACCUUUCCAACGAUUUCCAUCACUUCCAUGUGGAGAAUCGUCUAUGGACAUACAAGCCAGGGAUAGUGGUCAUGUAGCCUUAAG
Molecule: messenger RNA, 128 nt
Organism: Microthlaspi erraticum
Lineage: Eukaryota; Viridiplantae; Streptophyta; Magnoliopsida; Brassicales; Brassicaceae
Source: the annotation of a GenBank genome assembly